GACCGCUGGCGGAUGUUGCUGUGGUCUUAGCGGAGUGGACGCUCACGGGUAGGCGGGCCGCACAGGCGCAGAGAGCCCUGGCCACGCCGGCUAGGGUGGCCUCAGAACGGGAUGCGGUGACGCCCCGAAGCACCAUGGCAGCGGCAGACGAGCUGGCCUUCCACGAAUUCGAGGAAGCCACCAGUCUUCUAGCUGAGACCCCAGACGCUGCCACCACCAGCAGAAGUGGUCAGCUGGCCUCCCCGGGCCAUGUGGCUGUGGCCGUGGGCUCUGGUGGCACCUAUGGAGCUGAGGAUGACGAGGAGGAGGGUGAUAAGACAGCGCUGCUGCAGGAGGAGAAGCCGCAGCCCGGGUUCUGGACCUUCAGCUACUAUCAGAGGUUCUUUGACGUGGACACCGCCCAGGUCCUGGACAGGAUCAAAGGCUCAUUGCUGCCCCGGCCUGGUCACAACUUUGUACAACACCAUCUGCGGAAUCAUCCUGAUCUGUAUGGUCCCUUCUGGAUCUGCGCCACCUUGGCCUUCGUCCUGGCUGUCACCGGCAACCUGACACUGGUGCUGGCCCAGAGGAGGGACCCCUCCAUCCGCUACAGCCCCCAGUUCCACAAGGUGACCGUGGCGGGGAUCACCAUCUACUGCUACGCGUGGCUCGUGCCGCUGGCGCUGUGGGGCUUCCUGCGGUGGCGCCAGGGCGUGCGGGAGCGCGUGGGCCCCUACAGCCUCCUGGAGACGGUGUGCGUGUACGGCUACUCGCUCUUCGUCUUCAUCCCCAUGGUGGUCCUGUGGCUCAUUCCUGUGCCAUGGCUGCAGUGGCUAUUUGGGGCGCUGGCCCUGGCCCUGUCCACAGCUGGGCUGGUGCUCACCCUCUGGCCCGUCGUCCGCGAGGACACCAGGCUGGUGGCUGCGGCUCUCCUGUCCACCGUGGUGCUGCUGCACUUUCUCCUGGCCAUGGGCUCUCUAUUUCUUCCAGCCACUGCCUGCGGAGCAGGUGGCGCCUCCAGCCCAAGUGACAUCUCUGACCCUGCACACACAUCUGCCUCCCACCCUGGCCCGGUCUGUGGCCACCCCCUAGGAAGACGCAGCCCCGCCCCACACGUGAGGCACUGUCCCCCACUGGGGCAAGGGAGCAGCGAGGAGCCCCCUCCAGGCCGCACCACGGCGGCCACCUGCCUUGCCCCGACGGUGACCGAAGGCUCCCUGACUCCUCGAGACCACUCUGCUACUGUCCAGACUUUUCUUACAAAGCAAACACUUUUAUUUUCUAUGCAAAGGUGAUCCAGAGAAUUUAUAUAAAGGCAGGGAGGGCAGCCGAGCAGGGAGCUUCCAGGGCAGCUCGCAUGACACAGCCACAGGGCAGGGCCCGGGCCCGACAGGACCCCGCAGCGGGGUGGGGGUGCGCCAGGGGCCCCAGCCGUGCCUGGGGCACACGCAGCGGGCCUGGGCCUGGGCUUGGGCUGAGCCACACUUGAGAGAUCAGGGUGCUAGAAACAGGAGGGGGAAGAAGACUGCCUGUCCGAGACACGUUUCCUCGUUCGUUUAUUUUCUUUCCUUUUUUGGGAGGGAGAGGUCCCUGCGAGGCCGACCCCCAGCUGGGGAGGGCCGGGGUGCCUUGGCGGUAGUGGGGCCGGCGUCUGCGUCCGCGUCCGGAGGGAGCACACAGGCCUGGUCAGUCAGCUACGCGGGACACCUCCCGGUGCCGCGGCGCGGGGCGGGGGCGGGGGCGGCAGGGCGCGGGCAGGACAGCAGCAGAGGCGAGGACGGAGGCCUGCAGGCAGCCGCGGUCGGUGUACAUUCAAGUGUGAGGUGACCCUCGGGUGGGGCGGGCCGCCCUCGCCCACCACGGGGCCUGGGGCCGGGAGGGCCGCUGGCUGCGCCCGGCCGGCCGGGUUUCUCCGAGGGUCUGUGGAUUGACACUGGUUCUUUUCGUAAAAAAAUAAAAUUAAAAAAAGCAGCA
Chinchilla lanigera (long-tailed chinchilla) is the source of this 1953-nucleotide messenger RNA. It is a transcript of the gene Yipf2, whose product is annotated as Yip1 domain family, member 2. The transcript has 9 exons. Gene Ontology annotation, molecular function: small GTPase binding. Gene Ontology annotation, cellular component: membrane; Golgi apparatus. Lineage: Eukaryota; Metazoa; Chordata; Mammalia; Rodentia; Chinchillidae. The coding region runs from base 135 to 1274 and encodes 379 amino acids. The record is from RefSeq and is a predicted model, not a curated record. Gene Ontology annotation, biological process: vesicle-mediated transport.